GCCACAAUCGAACUGCAUACAAACAGUGCGCACUAACUGCAUUUAACGACUUGCAGUUUACUGCUCGCACAUGACAGGUUAAUGUACUGUGGACUUGCGUCGAAAGAAUGCAUAAUAAAUGGCACAUAACUUUGAAUACAAUACUCGUAUUUCGGAGUGGAUUCGAAUCACGCACGGGUGGAGUAGUGUGGCCUUGCGGCCCUUAUCUCAGGUGAGCUCGCGGGGUGACCAGUGAGUGUGAGUCUACUACAGCUCCCGCCGCCGGCUAUCAGCCAUUCACUCGGGCUCCGCGCGCCGCCGCACACUCGUACGCCGCUUUGUUUACAAACUGCAGCCGGCUUCUCGCGCCUUCGCACGCCAACGCUAAACAAACAGUGAUAAUGUACCUCAGUGUCGUGUUAUUAGUGAUCAUCCUCACACUUCUCCUCCUACUCACAGUUUUCCAUUACACCACAAGUGCGAGAAAGUACUGGCUCCAUAGAAAUGUUCCGUACAGGGAGCCGUGCCCCCUGUUCGGGAAUUUCGGUGCAACAUUCACUAUGAAGCGGAGCUACUCCAAAAUGCUGGAGUAUUUUUAUACCAGUUUCCGUCACGAGAAGUUUGUCGGACUGUUCCAGGCGCGGCGGCCGACGCUCAUGUUGAUAGAUCUGGAUGUGAUUAAAAGUGUGAUGUCGACCGAGUUUUCUUGCUUCAACGAUCGUAUAAUGGUGACGACAGAUACGAAGAGAGAGCCGCUGCUGAGGAACCUGGCCAACAUGAGCGGCGCGGAGUGGCGGGCCAUGCGCCACGUCGUCACGCCCACAUUCUCCUCAGCCAAGAUGAAGGCGAUGUUCCCGCUCGUCACGGAGUGCUCGGAAACCCUGAGGCAGGUCCUGCUCCAGCAGCCACUGGACGAGGUAGAUGUGGGCAGCCUCAUGAGCCGCUUCACCACUGACGUCAUCGGUAGCUGCGCGUUUGGAGUAGACCCCGGUUCGUUAAAGGAUCCAAACUCACCUUUCCACAAAAUGUCGCAGAGAAUGUUCAAAACAAGUCGUUCGGCUAUUCUCAAGCGGUACUGUCGGGCGUUCUUCCCAAGAUUAUUUAAACUACUAAACCUCAGAACGUACUCACCUGACGUGGAAGUGUUCUUCACAUCGAUCAUCAGCCAAGUUCUUGAAGAGAGACGCAGAAACAAAACAGAUCGAAAAGACUUCCUGCAGCUAAUGCUGAAUGUUCAAUCUACUGAAAAGGAAGUCACGAUGACUGACGCUCUGAUAACAUCCAACUCGUUUAUAUUCAUGCUGGCGGGUCUGGAGUCGACUGCUACAAACCUAUCGUUUUGCCUGUACGAGCUGGCGAAGAACCAAGAUCUCCAAGCUGCAAUCCGGGAGGAGAUACUCAGUUGUCUAGGGAGCCACGGUGGAUUAUCAUACGAGGCGGUGAGCGCGAUGCGACUGACGACGCAAGCCGUGUUAGAGACCCUGCGGCUGCACCCCUCCAACCCCAUCACGACCCGCAUGUGCACCGCCCCCUGCACCCUCCCCGGCACCCGCCUCACUCUACAGCCGAGGGAAAACAUCCUCAUUCCACUGAUCUGCGUGCAGAGAGAUCCGAGUCUCUUCCCGGAGCCAGACAAAUUCGACCCGGAUCGGUUUAAGGAUGACGUCAGUCCGCCCGGUUUCCUUGCUUUUGGAGAGGGCCCUAGAAGUUGUCCGGCAGGUCGUUUCGCGCAGCUUAUGGCUCUGGCUGGCCUAGCCGCCAUUUUGAGUGAGUUCACCGUCGAGCCGUGUGCGAAGACCACCCCAACAAUAGAAUACGACCCUCGAAGUGUCAUGCUGAAGAACAAAGGCGGGAUCUGGCUACGGUUUUCCAGGCUUAAAAAAACAAGUGCAAAUGUUUAGAUCUUAGUUUAGGUUUUAAUUUAAACAAUUCAAGAUGAUGUGGAUGAUAAAGUGUGAUUGAAAUUAUUUUCUGUUCUAUAUAGACCAGUUAAAUAGGUCGCUUAGGUAUUGAUAGUUAUGGCGAGAUUUUGUACAUUGAAAAAAUGAGCCUUGAUAGGUUCAAUUUAUAUUAGUAGAACCCAUAGUGGUGUAGGAAAUAGCAACCUCUAUCCGAUGAUAGAUAUCCCUAAAUCAUGAAAAAUACUGUGUAAAAGUGAGGCUAGUUAUUUUUAAUAA
This is a messenger RNA of Plutella xylostella (diamondback moth), 2156 nucleotides long. Its product is annotated as cytochrome P450 6a2. Gene Ontology annotation, molecular function: heme binding; monooxygenase activity; iron ion binding. NCBI's taxonomy places the organism in Eukaryota, Metazoa, Arthropoda, Insecta, Lepidoptera, Plutellidae. The record is from RefSeq and is a predicted model, not a curated record.